Messenger RNA from Durusdinium trenchii, 1215 nucleotides. Lineage: Eukaryota; Dinophyceae; Suessiales; Symbiodiniaceae. The record is from the annotation of a GenBank genome assembly.
AUGUGUGAGACUCUCACUGCCUCCUCACUGGGCUUUUCUGCAUUUUGGUCGUCUUUGCUUUCGCUGUUUUCGCCCUUGGUUCAGGCGGUUGCCCUUUUCCACAUCAUUUUUCUCGCUGCCGCUGUAUGCCGGGAUUUGCGGAUGCGGCGGCAGGGAUGGUGGAAGGAAGAGUACUUCCUCACUCGUGAUGCGGCCCAUGCUCAGGUCUUCAAGCUGAGCCUGGCCUCGAGACUUCGAGCGCUGGGCUGUGGUGCCUUGAGUGCCUUGAGUCGAAACGAAGCGAUGAGCCGGUUGGCCAACUACCUGGGGAUCUUCUGUGUAAGGACAGCGGCAGCCACGAAGUUGCACCUUACUGAGCUAGAUGUGCAAUUCAUGCUUUUGCACAUGUAUCAGGUGACUUUUGCGAAUGAAGAAUCUGCCUGGACACGAAAGCGGAAUGCAGACUUUCUUGCCUUGCAACUAAAGGUCCAGCAGGCCAUCACUGCCUCGUACUCUGAAUUGGUUUCGCAGCCCAGCAUUCGAAGUCGUUUCUGGAUUUUCUUUCUGCAGUUCCAGCCGCACCGUGCUGUGCAGAGCUAUUCGCUGGUCACUCGAUGCUUCAUGCGUGCGUGCGUGGUGGUGGCCAACAUCUUUGGCCGCGUGGCCCUUUCUGUUUUGUUCUUCCUCGUGGUCGGAGACACGCAACCUCGCAAUGACGAGUCUUGCAAAGCUGCGGGAUCGAGGCCAAGAGAGCAAUACGUCGAAGGUGUCGUUGGCGGUCUUGGCCUUCAACUACUCUUUUCCUGCAUCUCCAGGCUGCUGCAACUCCUUUGGACUGGGAUACUGCUGUUGUUCCACAGUCGGGAGUUCAAGCAGGAUGUGCAGUGGGAUGCGGAGUCGCGCCGUCAGCAGGUGACGAAGUGGUGGCUGCAAGAUGUGGCGUUUGCAGCACUUAUCUUGCUGUACUCGUUUGGCUGCUGCAUGCUUGGAACGGCCUACGUUGCAAGUGCAUCAGAUGAGGACGGGCAGCGAUGGCUUGCAAGCUUUGCUACGAUGGCCGGGUGUGAAACGAACUUGUCAUUGUGUCUCAAGCACAGGAUUGGUAGCCGACACGUGAGCCAAGUGACACCCCUUGAAAGAGGGUGUGCAGUUCAUUGGUGGGUAACAAUCCGGAUUUUGCCAAUGUCAGCCCCUACAUGCCACCCCAGUUCAGUAGGGGAUGUAGGCCCCUGGUAA